Spea bombifrons (plains spadefoot toad) is the source of this 2541-nucleotide messenger RNA. It is a transcript of the gene PDCD7, whose product is annotated as programmed cell death 7. The record is from RefSeq and is a predicted model, not a curated record. Bases 11 to 2182 code for a protein of 723 amino acids. The transcript has 5 exons. NCBI's taxonomy places the organism in Eukaryota, Metazoa, Chordata, Amphibia, Anura, Pelobatidae.
CUUUGCUGUCAUGGACAGAAGGUUGCCAUCUCAGGGAUUCUCAUAUCAUGGAAAUUUCGAGGGGCCCAGAUUUGGUGCUUCUAAUUCUAAUCAGCACAACACCUUCUAUCAAGGGGGCCCACCGUACCCGGGAACUUGCAAUGACUCGCUACAACCUGGAGCAGACUGUAUGCCCUCGCAAGUGGGGUUAAUGCAUGGAAUGAUGCAUCCCGCUCUCCCUCCUCACCACAGAAGGCAGCAACAUGAUUUCUCCCAUUAUGGUGGCCCCCAGACAAACGUGUCCCACCUCAGUGGUCGCUCCCAGCACCCGGGCGUGCCCCAGCAUCAGGGCUCCCAGCACCCGGGCAUGCCCCAGCAUCAGGGCUCCCAGCACCCGGGCAUGCCCCAGCAUCAGGGCUCCCAGCACCCGGGCAUGCCCCAGCAUCAGGGCUCCCAGCACCCGGGCAUGCCCCAGCAUCAGGGCUCCCAGCACCCGGGCAUGCCCCAGCAUCAGGGCUCCCAGCACCCGGGCAUGCCCCAGCAUCAGGGCUCCCAGCACCCGGGCAUGCCCCAGCAUCAAGGCUCCCAGCACCCAGGCAUGCCCCAGCACCCAGGCCCCCAGCUGGGAGGAGGUUUGAAGACUGACAUGUCCUUUCUUGGAGAAGCAGAGAAAAACUUUCCUCAGUUUCUAAGUUCUCAGAAGGUCAUUUCUGAAUAUGGCGGUGGCCAGUCAAGCAUAUCACAGCAUGAUAAUGUGCCACCUGGCAUGUCACAGACUCAGAGAGGUGCUUUUAACUACAUGCAACCUCCCCCUGAUGUUUUCCAGCAUAGGACUGCCCAGAUGCACACUCUUCCUAUUCAAAAUAGUAUGCAUGUUGGUGAACCAAAUACUAAUACAGAGUUUAAUCAGAUGCAUAGAAACCUUGCUAUUUCUUCAUUUACUCCAACUCAAAUGGACCCUCUACAAGGUGAUGGUACUGAUGUGCGCUAUGAUAGGCUACCAGUGCACCAAGUUAGCCCUCAAGUACCCUCUAGUAACAUGUUCAUGAAGGAAGACCACUUAGGUCUCCAAAGAAGACCUGACCUACAAAUUGAAAGUUUUGAUAUGAACCUGAAUCGGCAGAGUGCUAGCAUGAGAACAUUUCAGGAUAAUGGGCCAUCGGAUAAGGAUAUGUUUCAGCAUUGGCUGUCUUCAUUCCUAGCACAUCGAAGAAAUAAGCUGCCUCCAAAAUCAGAUUCUACAACGUCUUUGUCUAUAGGAGAGGCACGUGAGUUAAUAUAUGGAGCUUUGCGUCUUGUGUCACAGCUGAAGACCCUGUGUCAAUCUCUGGAGUGUAACACUGAAUCUGCAGAGACAUGGGCCCAGGAUUUCCCAAAGGCAGAAAAUAUCCGCUUGGAGCUAGAAAGGAGAAUGAAGGCAUUGGAGAAACCUGGGUGUAUUGAGGGUGUUCAAAGAAAACUGCAGCGGGCCAGAAAGAAGCGGCUACGCCAGCAACAGGGAAAACAAGAGACCGAGGAGGAUAAAGAGGCUGCUGAACGUGCUGCGGAGAACGAGGCGAGGAUUGAUCGCUGGAGGAUGCAGCGUAUCCAUGAAGUGGAAGAAAGGAAACGGGAGCGAGAGUUAAAAGCAACUGCUGACAGUGUGCUUUCUGAGGUGAGGAAAAAGCAAGCAGACACAAAGAAAAUGUUAGAUGUCCUGCGGUCCCUGGAGAAACUGAGGAAGCUAAGAAAGGAGGCAGCAGCAAGGAAAGGCGUCUUUCCACCAAGCUCUGCCGAUGAAACCUUCACAAACCAUAUUCAGAGGCUUCGUACCAUGGUGCAGAAGCGCACAGCUCUAUAUGAUGCAGAGGAGAGAGCUUUGAGGGUUAUAUUAGAGGGUGAACAAGAAGAAGAGAGACAAAGAGAAAAACAGAAGAGGCUGAAGAAGGAAAAAGAGAAGCAUCUCAAGCUGCAGCAAGAAGUGGACUGCAUGUUGUUUGGAGACCCAGACCCACUGCCCCCUUUGCACCCUCUUCAACCUUUCCGUCAGUAUUACUUGCAAGCGGAACAUUCAGUGGUGUCUCUCGUCCAGAUUCGGCACGGAUGGGAUCAGUUUCUUGUCCCCCCUGAGCACCCUGAGGCCAGCAGUAUUCCUCGAGGAUGGGUACUCCCCAAAUCUCCAUCCAGUGAUACCUGGGCAACAGCUGUGCAGCAGGCUGAAUGAAGACAGAGUUACAAUCCACGUCUGGUACUCAAGAGUACUGCAUAUUGCUUGUUUAGUGGAGAAAGGGGACACUCCUGAUCUGCAAACAGCCCCCAUGAUAUUAAGCCUUCAUAAGAAAGCUGGAACCUCAGUCUUGAAAACAUUGGCUUGGAUAGGUGCUUUCUGGCUAGCUGUGUCUUUCAUCCACCAUCUCUUAGACUGAAAGACGUGUUCUGUUGUGUAUUGACAAAAUUGCUUUAUACAAUUACUGUUUUGUGCCUUUAAUUUAUUCCGUAUUUGGAUUCUGUUGACCAUUUUUUAUAUAUGUACUCAGUGGACAAUAAAGUUAGCUGCUGGAUGUGUAUUUUUCUACACAAAAA